CGGCGGCCCCGGCGGGCCGAGCCGAGCCGGGCCGGGCCGGGCGGGAUGGCGGCGCUGGGGGCGCUGGUGAAGAAGGUGUGGAGCGUGCGGCGGGUGCUGGUGCUGCUGGGCGCGCCGCUGGCGCUGCUGCCCGUGCUGCUCAGCCUGCCCCCCAAGGAAGGAAGAUGUCUCUACGUGAUCCUACUGAUGGCCCUGUACUGGUGCACGGAGGCGCUGCCGCUGGCUGUGACAGCCCUGCUGCCCAUCGUCCUCUUUCCCUUCCUGGGGGUUCUUCCAUCUAACAAAGUUUGCCCACAGUAUUUCUUAGACACCAACUUCCUCUUUCUCAGUGGCCUCAUCAUGGCAUCUGCCAUCGAGGAGUGGAAUUUGCACCGCAGGAUUGCUCUCCGUGUCCUCAUGUUGGUGGGAGUCCAGCCUGCCAGACUAAUUUUAGGAAUGAUGUUGACAACGUCUUUCCUGUCCAUGUGGUUAAGUAAUACUGCCUCCACUGCUAUGAUGCUUCCAAUUGCAAAUGCAAUUUUGAAAAGCCUCUUUGGGGAGAAAGACACAUCUAAAGAUCUGAACAGGGAAAAUGAAGAAAACCAAGCAUCUUUACAGCAGAAUAAACUUUACACUGUACCAACUGAGAUGCAGUUUCUGGCAAGUACUGAGGACAAAGAUCUGAGGGAGGAGAAGGAGGUUGCCAGCGAUGUGAUCUCAGACUUCAAGAAGGAGGAAGAAUACAAAACAAAUAUCUGGAAGGGUUUCCUCAUCUCAAUCCCAUAUGCAGCCAGCAUCGGCGGUACAGCGACACUGACGGGAACAGCUCCAAAUCUUAUCCUCCUAGGACAGCUGAAGAGUUAUUUUCCAGAAUGUGAUGUGGUGAACUUUGGUUCUUGGUUUAUGUUUGCAUUUCCUCUAAUGCUGAUUUUUCUUCUCAUGGGAUGGCUAUGGAUCUCCAUCUUGUAUGGAGGAAUUAACCUCAGGGGCUGGAGAAUAAAGAAGUCAAAUAUAAGGGUGGAUGCAGAAGCCCGAGCCAGAGAAGUGAUAAAGGAGGACUAUCAGAAACUGGGUCCAACCAAGUUUGCAGAACAGGCAAUUUUCUUCUUCUUUUGCAUGUUUGCGAUCAUGCUUUUCUCCAGGGACCCCAAAUUCAUUCCAGGUUGGGCAAGUUUGUUUGCACCAGGGUUCAUCACAGAUGCCGUUACUGGAAUCACCAUAGUGAUUAUAUUGUUCUUCUUCCCUUCACAAAAGCCUUCCUUCAGGUGGUGGUUUGACUUAAAAGCCCCGAACACUGAGACACAGCCCUUGCUGACUUGGAGGAAGGCUCAAGAGACCGUUCCCUGGAACAUCAUCUUGCUGCUCGGAGGGGGAUUUGCCAUGGCAAAAGGUUGCGAGGAGUCGGGUUUGUCUGUGUGGAUAGGAGGCCGCCUGCACCCCUUGGAGGGCGUACCCCCGCCGGUGGCUGUCAUCCUCAUCACUGUGGUCAUCGCCAUGUUCACAGAGUUUGCCAGCAACACAGCCACCAUUAUAAUCUUUCUGCCUGUCUUAGCGGAACUGGCCAUUCGUCUGAAGGUAAAUCCCCUCUAUUUAAUGAUACCAGGAACUGUAGGAUGCUCCUACGCAUUCAUGCUGCCAGUCUCAACUCCUCCUAACUCAAUUGCGUUUUCUUCUGGACACUUGAUGGUCAAGGAUAUGGCAAGAACUGGGUUGCUCAUGAAUCUUAUGGGAGUUCUGCUUCUUAGCUUGGCUAUGAACACAUGGGCCAAAAGUAUCUUCCAGCUGGGGACCUUCCCUGCAUGGGCCAACAUCCAUGCAGAAAAUGCCACAUCGCUUAUGACAGCUGUAGAAAAUGUCACUUUAAGUGCACUAAAUAAAAUAUGAACAAAGCCACCCCAGGGGAGGACUCACUCACUUAGGACUUGGGCACUGGAAUCAUCAGAGUAUGCAGAAGAAGAAGGCCACAUGGCUGCUCACACCUACCGGACCCUCUGAUUUAAUUUUAUUUUUAUAAAUAUUGGUGUAUGUCACAAUAUCUAUUUGUUAUUUUCUCUGAAGAUCUUUCCCCUCUCCCUGACGGGUACAAAUCAGAUAAUCCUAGAGAACUUCCACCAUACUUCAUAGGUGGUUGUUUACUGGACAACCUGCAAGCAUAUGCCGAAAGCUAGAGAGUUUUGCUGUUCUAGCUACUGAUACCCUACUGUGUUUUGGAGAGUAACCCUGUCCCCAGGGUGGAGGCAACUGGAUUAUUUACGUGCUACCCAGUGUGAGUGUGUGAGAACGUGGCCUUGGCCAUGUGGCUCUAGCAGGACCGUGGAGAUCGGGAUUUCAUUACGAUCUCGUGAGUAAUUCUGUCAUGUAGGAGGAAGACUGUUUCUUCAGGUUUGCGCAUGAAAGGAUGAUUCAGGAGAUGUGUAGGUAGGGCUUGGUGUAUUACUCCAUGCUUUGGAAAUGAGGAGGCAACAGUUUGUUUCUAAACAUGUUCAACGGUUUGAAAACCUAAGACAGUAAUUUCUGCCUGGUUCUUUGCACUGAAUGCACAGAUGGAGAUUGGGGGCCAAAUUUAUUCCUGACACAAGUCUGUGGACAUCGGUGAUGUCACCAUUGGUAAAUGUAGCCAGUCUUAGGUUUGUGGGAUUGAUGCACUCAUGGGCGAGCUGCUGAGUCACAGGUCAGUGGACAGUUUGCAUUGGAAUAUUAUUGACAUUUUUGAGGAGUAGACUUUGAUUCUUAACUUUUUUAAAAAAUCUGAUUCCUUGGGUACUUUCAAUGAAAGGAUUGCAAAUUGACUGUGAUUUAAUCACUUAACAUUUUAUCCAACUUUUUUUUAUUUUUCUCUAAGAAUCUAAAAUAUUUAAUUUAAAAGAUCAAUCACUGAAAUAGAUGGACUGUAAGAGAAAGGAUCUAACUUCUUGGUUUAGGAGGGUUAGUGACUGAGUCCCGGUGCUAGGUAUUGGGCUCCACUGUGUCUCCUUCUCUGAUGGAGUAAACUGGUGGAGCUCCAGUCCAGGCUGGCCGGCAAGGCUGGUCAGCACAAGCUAGGGAGCUGACUCGGUUCUUUUUUUGUACUAUGCCUGUGUUGCUGACAGUGCCCAGCGCCAGCUCUGAGAGCAGACAGGGUAAUUCGGCCCUCAGACCCAACGCUCUUUUCAGUCACAGUGGGGCUGUGGGAUUGCAUUAGGGUCGCAUCAUAGAUAGGAACGUUUGGAGGUUGAACCAAAACCACCAAAGCAAAUUGACUGAAUGUGGAACUUGAUUGAUCCAGAAACACAAACCUUAACGAUCCUGGAGAACAUACAAUAAAGCACAUUUAUUAGCAUGGUG
Dromaius novaehollandiae (emu) is the source of this 3303-nucleotide messenger RNA. It is a transcript of the gene SLC13A3, whose product is annotated as solute carrier family 13 member 3. Gene Ontology annotation, biological process: citrate transport; transmembrane transport. The transcript is spliced from 13 exons. Gene Ontology annotation, molecular function: sodium:dicarboxylate symporter activity; succinate transmembrane transporter activity; citrate transmembrane transporter activity. NCBI's taxonomy places the organism in Eukaryota, Metazoa, Chordata, Aves, Casuariiformes, Dromaiidae. Bases 46 to 1863 code for a protein of 605 amino acids. Gene Ontology annotation, cellular component: membrane. The record is from RefSeq and is a predicted model, not a curated record.